Messenger RNA from Ahaetulla prasina, 8513 nucleotides. It is a transcript of the gene DYSF, whose product is annotated as dysferlin. NCBI's taxonomy places the organism in Eukaryota, Metazoa, Chordata, Lepidosauria, Squamata, Colubridae. Gene Ontology annotation, molecular function: calcium ion binding; calcium-dependent phospholipid binding. Gene Ontology annotation, cellular component: cytoplasmic vesicle; T-tubule; membrane. Gene Ontology annotation, biological process: monocyte activation involved in immune response; plasma membrane repair; vesicle fusion. The transcript is spliced from 56 exons. Bases 51 to 6590 code for a protein of 2179 amino acids. The record is from RefSeq and is a predicted model, not a curated record.
CUCCUCCUCCUCUUCCCAAGAGCCGGGGCAGCGCCGCGACUGCAAGAGCCAUGCUCCGCUGCCAUCUCCAGCGGGCCUGCAGCCUGCCCGGCUCAGAGCGGGGCGACAAGCGCAGCGACCCGGUGGCCAGCCUGACUUUCCGAGGAGUGAAAAAAAGAACGAAGGUAAUCAAGAACAACACCAACCCGGUCUGGAAUGAGGGCUUUGAGUGGGACCUGAAAGGUGUCCCGUUGGACCAGAAUGCUGAGCUCCAUGUGGUGGUCAAGGAUCAUGAAACCAUGGGCAGAAACAGGUUUUUGGGGGAAGCCCACGUGGCCCUCCGGGAUGUCUUGGCCUCCCCCAAUCUGGCUGCCAGCUUCAAUGCCCCUCUGCUGGAUGCCAGGAGGCAGAGCACGGGGGGGUGUCUGAUCCUCCAAGUCUCCUACACUCCACCCCCGGGAGCAGCUCCUUUCUUCCCUCCUCCGGCCCCUCCGGAACCAAAUCUGACUCUCCCUGAGCUGGACACGGUGACAGACACAGGGGGAGAAGAAGACAGUGAGGACCAGCUGGGCACUGAAGAGGAAGCGGAGCCUUCUGCGAGACCCUCUGCUCCCGAUCAGCCUUCCUUGCCCAAAAGGCCCCCAUCCCAUGUUCUUCCUGCAAGCAAGAGAAGGAAAAGCACUUCUCGGAAGCUGCUCUCCAACAAACCGCAGGAUUUCCAGAUCCGGGUGCGUGUCAUUGAAGGGAGGCAGCUCUCUGGGAUCAACCUCAAGUCUGUGGUGAAGGUGACGGCGGUGGGGCAGACCAAGAGAACUCGGAUCCGGAAAGGAAACGGCCCCUUUUUUGAUGAGACCUUUUUCUUCAACGUCUUUGAAUCCCCCGUGGACCUUUUCGACCAGCCCAUCUUCAUCACGGUUGUUGACUCUCGUUCUCUCCGGACGGACUCUGUCAUCGGAGAAUUCCGAGUGGACGUUGGAGCAAUUUAUGCUGAAGCCAGGCAUUGCUUCCUCCGGAAAUGGCUGCUGCUGUCAGAUCCAGAGGAUUUCUCGGCCGGCGCCAGAGGCUACCUGAAAGUCAGCUUAUACGUCCUGGGUCCUGGGGACGAAGCCCCCAUGGAGAAGAAGGAAGCUGCCGAGGAGAAAGAGGACAUCGAGGGCAACGUCUUCAAGCCGCCCGGCGUGGCUCUCCGUGGAGCCCACUUCUCCCUCAAGGUCUAUCGAGCAGAAGACCUGCCCCAGAUGGAUGAUGCCGUGAUGGACAGCGUCAAGCAGAUCUUCGGCUUUGAAAGCAACAAGAAGAACCUGGUGGAUCCCUUUGUGGAAGUUACCUUUGCAGGGAAAACGCUGUGUAGCAAGAUUGUGGAGAAGAACGCCAAUCCGCAGUGGAACCAGAUCAUCACGCUGCCUGCCAUGUUUCCCUCCAUGUGUGAAAGGAUGAGGAUCCGCGUCAUGGACUGGGACCGGGUGACUCACAAUGACAUCAUCGGCACCAGCUACCUCUGCAUGUCCAAAAUCUCUGCUCCGGGAGGAGAACUGGAAGAUGAGUUUCCCGCCACUACGAAACUCUUCAAAGCAACAGACAUUGAUGAUGGCCUUGGCUUCCUGCCCACUUUUGGCCCAUGUUACAUCAACCUCUACGGCAGUCCGAGGGAGUUCACCGGAUUCCCUGACCCUUAUGAAGAGCUCAACAGUGGCAAGGGAGAAGGAGUGGCCUAUCGUGGCCGACUGCUGGUGGAACUGGAGACCAAGCUGGUGGAUCACAUUGAGCAGAAGUUGGGGGACAUCCCUGCUGAUGACAUCCUGAGAGUGGAGAAAUACCUCCGUCGGCGGAAAUACAAUCUUUUCGCCGCCUUCUACUCGGCCACCAUGCUGCAGGGCGUGGGUGACGCCAUCCAGUUUGAGGUCAGCAUCGGCAACUACGGGAACAAAUUUGACAACACCUGCCUGCCCCUGGCGUCCACCACGCAGUUCAGCCGGGCGGUCUUUGAUGGCUGUCAGUAUUACUACCUUCCCUGGGGGAACGUCAAACCAGUGGUGGUUCUCUCCUCCUACUGGGAAGACAGCAGCCACAGGACGGAUGCCCAGAAUCUUCUUGCCAGGGCUGCAGACCGGCUGGCUGCCAACUUGGAGCUGGUCCACCUGGCCCACAAAGCCCAGCAUUCUGCCAGCGCCUUGGACACCCUGGUGGCUCAGAUGCUGGAUGAGCUCAUGAUGGACUGCAGCCAGCCCCUGGUUGACGUCACUCAGAAGCCCAACAGCACCCACUUGGACCAAUAUCUCUACCGUUUCCGGACCACCAACCUCGACCAGAUGGUCCAGGCGGCCUUGAGGAUGAAGCAUGAAGACUUUGACCUACAGAUGGUUUUGGAUCAGGCAGAAGAUUGGCUGUCUCGAUUAAAAUCCAUGGUGGAGGAGCCCCAGAACAGCCUCCCGGAUGUCGUGAUCUGGAUGUUGCAAGGCGACCGGCGGGUGGCUUACGCCCGGCUGCCCGCCCGAGAGGUCCUCUUCUCCCACAACGGAGCCAGCUGCUGUGGCAAAAACUGUGGAAGGCUCCAGACCAUAUUCUUAAAAUGUCCACAGGAAGAGGUGGUGGGUCCCAGGAUCCCAGCUCAGAUCCGCGUCCGGCUGUGGCUGGGGCUAGCCGUGGACGAGAAGGAGUUCAACCAGACAGCCGAGGGGAGGCUGUCUGUCUUUGCUGAAACGUAUGAAAACCAAACGAAGCUGGCGCUGGUAGGGAACUGGGGCACAACGGGUCUCACCUACCCCAAGUACUCGGACAUCACCGCCAAGAUCAAGCUACCCAAGGACAGUUUCAAGCCUUCCACCGGUUGGGCCUGGGCUGGAGAUUGGUUUGUCAGCCCCGAGAAGACGCUGCUCCAUGACGUGGAUGCGGGUCACAUGAGCUUUGUGGAGGAAGUCUUUGAGAACCAAGUUCGGCUUCCAGGAGGCCAGUGGAUCCAUAUGGCCGAAGCCUACACAGAUGUGAAUGGGGAGAAGAUUUUGCCCAAGGAAGAAAUUGAGUGUCCUUUGGGGUGGAAGUGGGAAGAUGUGGAGUGGGACACGGAUCUCAACCGGGCGGUGGAUGAGAAAGGCUGGGAAUAUGGCAUCACCAUCCCUCCAGACAGCAAACCAAAGUCUUGGGUGCCCGCAGAGAAGAUGUAUCACACUAACCGGCGUAGGCGUUGGGUGAGGCUCCGCAGAAGAGACCUUGCUCAAAUGGAAGCGUUGAAAAAGUAUAAGCAGGAGGAGCUGGAAGGGGAAGGCUGGGAAUACGCCUCCCUCUUCGGCUGGACCUUCCACAUGAAAUACCGCAAAACGGAUUCCUUUCGCCGUCGGCGCUGGAGGCGUCGCAUGGAGCCCCUGGAGCACACGGGCCCAGCAGCUGUCUUCGCCUUGGAAGGUGCCUUGGGUGGAGUGACAGACGACAAGAGCGAUGAUGGGAAAUCCGUGUCGACUCUCAACUUCGGAGUCAACCGACCGACCAUUUCGUGCAUCUUUGACUAUGGAAAUCGCUACCAUCUACGUUGCUACGUCUACCAGGCAAGGGACCUCCUGGCCAUGGAUAAAGACAGUUUUUCAGACCCUUACGCCAUCGUCUCCUUCCUGCACCAGAGCCAGAAGACGGUGGUAGCAAAGAAUACGCUAAACCCCACCUGGGACCAAACGUUGAUCUUCUACGAGAUCGAGAUCUUUGGGGCUCCCCAAAAUGUUGCUGAAUCCCCUCCCAGCAUUGUGAUUGAAAUCUACGACCAUGACACUUACGGUGCGGAUGAGUUCCUGGGCCGCUGCGUUUGCAAGCCGACUCUUGACCACACGCCGAGAUUGUCCUGGUAUCCCAUCGUGAAGGGCAGCCGGACGGCAGGGGAGCUGCUGGCUGCCUUUGAGCUGAUCCAGAGAGAGAAGCCAGCUGUCCAUCAUGUCCCAGGCUUUGAGACAGAACUGACGUCGGUUCUGGAUGAGUCUGCAGAUUCAGACCUGCCUUAUCCUCCACCGCAGAGGGAGCCCAACAUCUACAUGGUCCCUCAAGGGAUUAAGCCAGUUCUCCAGCGCACGGCCAUCGAGGUAUUGGCCUGGGGUCUUCGAAACUUGAAGAGCUACCAGUUGGCCAGUGUGACUUCUCCCAGCCUUCUGGUGGAAUGUGGCGGGCAGAUUGUCCAGUCAACUGUGAUCAAGAACCUGAAGAAGAACCCCAACUUUGACAUCUCCGUCCUCUUCAUGGAAGUGCGUCUGCCAAGGGAGGAUCUCUACUGUCCUCCCAUCAUCAUCAAAGUCAUCGACAACAGGCCCUUUGGCCGCAAACCUGUGGUGGGCCAGUGCACCAUCCGAUCCUUGCAAGAAUUCUUCUGUGACCCCUACAAAGAAGAUGCGAUAUUUCCUGAAACCCACGCAGAUGACAUGAGCCUCACCCCAAAAGAUGAUGUUCUGAUUGACAUUGAUGACAAAGAACCUCUCAUCGCGGUCCAGCUUGCGGAUGGCAUGACCAGUUCGGCUUUAAUUAACACGCAAACCGCUCGGCCCCGUCUCCAUGUAUGUAUGGCUUCCUAUCUCGCCCCCAGUUACUCUGUUUGUUUGCUUGUCUUUGGUCUCCCAAGCUCAUCUGCAGAAUAUAUUUUUGUUUUUAAAAUAAGUCACUACGGAUUGCAAGUUGGUGAAGGUGACCUGAACCAUCAUUCCAACCAAGGUUGGGUGCGUGGCUCCCCAUGGGAGUCUGGGAUUGGGCAGGUGGCCUUGACGAAUUGGAGUCCAGCCCUCCGUCUGGAUCUGGGCCCCGGGGUUUGCAAAGGAACAUGCCUCAGUUUCCCUGCCGGAGUUGUGGAUCCUCCAUCUCUUUUCAAGAAGAUAUCGGGCAACUAUCGGUCCCAGAUGGCGAUGAAACGCUGGAUCUACGAGACAGAGUUGGAGAACCUCGAAGACUUUGGAGGCCUUUCAGAUUUCUGCCACACCUUUAAGUUGUCCCGCGGCAAAACUCAGGAUGACAGCGAAGAUCCCACCGUUGUGGGAGAAUUCAAGGGCUCGUUUAAGAUCUACCCUCUGCCCGACGACCCCACGGUGCCCGUCCCUCCGCGCCAGUUCCACCAGCUUCCAGCCCGAGGCCCCCAGGAGUGUCUCGUGAGGGUUUAUAUCAUCCGGGCCUUUGAUCUGCAGCCAAAUCGCCAUGGAACAAGCCAUUGCAGGACAAUUCAACAAACGCAAAACUGUAGGAACUCCAUAAAAUCCCAGCCCGUGUUCCUUUCAGCUGACUGGUGGGUUUCUGCUUUCUGUAGGAUGUUUGAGUUGACUUGUACAUUGCCCAUGGAGAAGGACUUGAAGAUCACCCUGUAUGACUAUGACCUCUUGUCCAAAGACGAGAAGAUUGGGGAGACCAUCAUUGACCUAGAGAACCGCUUCCUUUCCAGAUAUGGGGCUCGUUGUGGCCUCCCACAGACGUACUGCAUUUCUGGCCCCAACCAGUGGAGAGAUCAGCUGCGCCCGUCACAACUCCUCCAUCACUUUUCCUUGCAACGCAACGGCAAACUUCCGGUGUACAAGAUGGACCACGUUGUCUUUGGAGAUCAAACGUACCACCUCUCGGACCUGGAGGACAGCAAGGCCCCCAACCCCCACCUGGGUUCUCUGGAAGAACGACUUGCCCUGCAUGUCCUGCAGAAGCAAGGCCUGGUCCCUGAGCAUGUGGAGACCAGGCAGCUGUACAGCCCUCUCCAGCCGGACAUUGAGCAGGGCAAAGUUCAGCUUUGGGUGGACCUGUUUCCAAAAUCCCUUGGGCCACCGGGACCACCAUUCAACGUGACCCCACGAAGAGCAAAGAGGUUCUACUUGCGUUGCAUUAUCUGGAACGCCCAAGACGUCAUCCUGGAUGACCUCAGCAUCACCGGUCAGAAAAUGAGCGACAUCUAUGUGAAAGGGUGGCUGGUUGGUUACGAGGAGAACAAGCAGAAGACGGAUGUGCACUACAGGUCACUGGGAGGUGAAGGCAACUUCAACUGGAGGUUCAUCUUCCCCUUUGAUUAUCUCCCUGCUGAGCAGGUCUGCUCCGUGGCAAAGAAGGAACAUUUCUGGAGCUUGGACAAGACAGAGAAUAAAGUCGCCCCCCAGCUGGUCCUUCAAAUCUGGGACAACGACAAAUUCUCCUUUGAUGAUUACCUGGGCUCCCUCCAGUUGGACCUCAACUGCAUGCCAAAGCCAAGCAAGACUGCUGAAAAAUGCCACUUAGAGCUCCUGGAGACCCGGGAGAGAGACGUCUCGCUGUUUGAGCAGAAGACGGUCAAGGGCUGGUGGCCUUGUGUGACCGAGCAGGAAGGCACCAAGAGCCUCGCAGGCAAGUUGGAGAUGACACUGGAGAUCAUCAAUGAACAAGAGCAUGAAGAACGUCCAGCUGGGCUGGGCCGGGAUGAACCCAACAUGAACCCCAAGCUAGAAGACCCAAAGCGCCCUGAGACCUCCUUCCUGUGGUUCACCUCGCCCUACAAGACCUUGAAGUACAUCUUGUGGAGAAGGUUCAAGUGGGUCUUCCUCAUCUUCCUCCUCGUCUUCAUUCUGUUGCUCUUCCUGGGCAUCUUCAUCUACGCCUUUCCGAACUACGCUGCCAUGAAACUGGUGAAGCCCUUCAGCUGAGCCCACCCCAUCUCCUGGAGCCGGGCAAGAGACCAAGGAGACCUACGAAGAUUGCAGGAGACCACCCUUCCCAUCACACAACUGCAUGGAAGGAAGGAGUACCAACAUUGCCUUGUAGAAACCGCACUAUUGAGAUGAACCCCAGAUCUUAAAACCUGCCCCCUGCCCAAUUUGUCCCAAAUGCUGCUCCGGUGACCUGGCUGGACGGAUGUCCCAAGCUGCAUGACCAUGGUCUUCUCUUCUGAAGAUGAAGCCCUUCCUGGAGAUGCUUGAAGGUGGCUACUACGACCUGCAAGUCCCCAGAAACCUAGGAGACCCCUUGAGAAAGGAGAAGGCUGGCACAGAGAGGACAAGGACCAGGACAUCCAGCAAGGGGCCAAGAUGGCGGUCAUGACUGCACAAUUUGCUAUGUUACAGGCUGGUUGUGAUGUCUUGGACCCUCGCCUGGGUUGCCAGAGCAGAAUUCCCUUCCAGAAGUUUGGACUGCAACUCCCAUCAUCCCCCCUGGGAGGAAAUGGGGGUGAGGUCCAGCACAGCUGUAAGGGGGGUGUGUGUCACUCUUUCUAAGGCACCUUCCUUGCCAGGCCCAGCACAGGAGACCCUCCUUAUGGCCAUUUCGUAAAUGCAGACACAACACACACACACACACACACACCAGUGUUGGGUACACAAUUCUGUCUGGCAGAGGAAUUUGGGACUUUUGUGCACGUGCAAAUUGUGCCCAGGUAAAAUGGGAGAGGCUCUUUUGCACCCGAGUCAUCUUCACUUGACCGUCCCUCCUCCACGGACGCCGCAAGGGCCACCAACCCUUCAAAGACGGCUGGGCUGUUUCCCACCUUUCAUGUCCCCUAUGGGUAGUCCUCCACUUACAACCAUUCGCUUAGUGACCAUUCGAAGUUACAACAGCACUGACAAAAAGGGACGUAGGACCGUUUUUCACGCUUACGACCCCCUGCAGCAUCCCCACGGUCACAGGAUUUACAUUGGGGUGCUUGGCACCUGACUCACGUUUACGACGGUCGCAGUGUCCCGUGGUCACGUGAUCCCCUUUGGCGACCCUCUGACAAGCAAAGUCAACAAGGAAGGAAGCCAGACUCACUUAAGAACCGGGCCAUUCAUUUAGCAACUGCAGUGAUUCACUUAACAAACGUGGCAAGAAAAGUUGUGAAAGAGUGAGAAGCUCACUUAAUUUUGGGCUCCAUUGCGGCCGUAAGUGGAGGACUGUCUGUACUUCAAAGCCAGGUGCAAUCGAGAUUUGAGGGUUUCCAGAAAUGUCCUCCGGGUGUCUAAGAAGAGGCUGGAAUUCUUGAGAAGGCCACUGCAGCCCUUUCAUCAGCCAGGUCCAUAACUGGGGAUCAUCCCCCAAAAUUGUAACCAAAACCCCUUCCUGGUCUUUGUACGUUCACACAUGGAAGGGAUCUCCUGUGCCACCAUCUCUGCUGCCGAACAGGACAACUCGCCGCAGCCAAUUCACCACAACCGGCUCUCCGCAGCCAAGUCUCCACGGUCCACUUGCCACAGGCAAUUCACCUGCCGUAGCCAAUUCACCAGGGUAACUCGCCGCAGCCAAUUUAACAUAACAAUUCAAUUUCAUGAUUGAAAACAAAUACAAAACCGUUUUAAUGUUUGCCAUUCACCUUCCACUCUGUCCCUCCUUUUUCAUCCUUUCUUUAAGGGUUCUAUUCCACCAUCACCUUGAUCUUACUGUAACUCUUGUCCCGCGGAGAGUUGAUCGUGGUGAGUUUGGCACCUGAGACACAAACCAGAAUCCGUCUCUUCAAUGCGCUUCCGAGCUGCUCUGGAUCCGGGUCUCUUAGCCAGGGAGGGGGUGGCGGGUUUUCCUUCUCACCUGUAUCUGCCUUCGAAGCGAUAUUUGCACUACAGUUACUCACGAAAUGCUAUUAAAUCUGGAUGCUGGCCAUG